Molecule: messenger RNA, 3063 nt
Organism: Anguilla anguilla (European eel)
Lineage: Eukaryota; Metazoa; Chordata; Actinopteri; Anguilliformes; Anguillidae
Gene: pdlim2
Product: PDZ and LIM domain 2 (mystique)
Exons: 10
Coding region: 512-1603 (363 amino acids)
Biological process (GO): muscle structure development; actin cytoskeleton organization; heart development
Cellular component (GO): stress fiber; Z disc; filamentous actin
Molecular function (GO): actin binding; muscle alpha-actinin binding
Source: RefSeq, a predicted model, not a curated record
UUUAAAGCCUUUAUUUUGAUUAUAACACGUGGCAUAUGAAAUCGUUUUAGGAGUGGUGGUGUGCUCGCAGGUGACGUUAUCAAUUCAGUCUACCUAUGGAAACAGGUUAGGGGAAACGCAUUUCUCAGAGCAUCUGAAUAAGUCAUUUUAGUUUUCAAAGCUGGGUGGCUGUGGUUCGGUCACAUGGACGAUAUAUAAUACCGCACUGCGACUCGCUGACACAGACACGGAUAGUCAUCCUGUGAGACGUUUUUGAUAAUUUGCUUGCAGGGGAAACUGAAAAACGGUACGCUCCACUAAAGAUACCGCACUCUCUGUAGUCUCGCUUUUCAGUUUGACGCACUUUACGCGUAGUAGCCUAGCCACCAGGAAAUCUACGUUCCGCAGGUGUAGACUGCAAGCGACGGCUGUUUAACUUGCAUGAAUUUUGGUGUUUGCCACGAUUUCAUCUCGAGCGGCGUACCUGGUACACAGGCCUCAUAAAGCAGUGUGCACUGGCUGUGGUCACACCAUGUCAUUUACAGUGAACCUGAGCGGCCCGUCUCCCUGGGGCUUCAGAAUAUCCGGAGGGAGGGACUUCAAGAAGGCAAUUACAGUUUCCAAGGUGAAUGGGGGCAGUAAAGCCGCGCAGGCCAGCCUGCAGCCCGGUGAUGUCAUCGUGGAGAUCAACGGGGAGAACACGGCGGACAUGCUGAACGUGGAGGCGCAGAACAAGAUCAAGAACUCCAAGACACAGCUACAGCUGCUGGUGGACAGGCCUGAGCCUUCAAGUCCUGGACAGACCAAUGGGAUCAGCACUCCUGAGCAGCUGGGCGGGCGCUUCCAGGAGGCGAUGCAGGUGAGCCGAGAUGAAAACCAGAACUACAGGGAGUACACGCUGUCCAGCCCAGCCUCUCUGUCACCUGGCCCCUAUUCCCCCGAGCCUCCGUCCAGCCCUGACGGGAAGGCAGAGUGGCACACGGCCAAGAGUGUGCAGGUGCAUUUAUGGUCCCCAGUGGAGAAGAGCCCCAACUACAGUCUUUCCAGGCCUCUUUCUCAGGAGUUCUCCUCGCCAGACUUCCGGAGCAACUCUGUAUCCAGCCGGACCCCCACCCCCCCGGGACGCUACUCUCCCCACAGCCCUGUCGAAAGAGAGUCCUCCGCCUCCCCCCGACGCAACUCAGACCUCAGCAUGCAGAAAUUUGACCGGGAUUCGGAGGUGUACAAGAUGAUCCAGGAGAACAAGGAGUCCCGGGCCGCCCCCCGGCAGUCCAGCACCUUCCGCAUGCUGCAGGAGGUGCUGGAGGCGGAUGAGAAGGAGGCUGCGCUGCGGUUCCCGGGGAGGUUGUCGCCCAGCCCGGCCAAACCCAGCUCCUCGGUGGCGGGCGUGCAGAAGCACCACACCUGUGAGAAGUGUGGCACCAGCAUUGUAACGCAGGCGGUCCGUAUCACGGACGAGCGGUACCGGCACCCGGAGUGCUACACCUGCACGGACUGCGGCCUCAACCUGAAGAUGCGCGGCCACUUCUGGGCGGGCGAGGAGAUGUUCUGUGAGAAGCACGCCCAGGAGAGGUACCAGGGCCCGGGCAGUGCCCCCCACGCCACGGUCUCCCCCCGCCACUGAACGACCCUUCAGCAUCUAACCCCCCCCCCCCCCCCCGAUCCUGGACCCGCGGGCAGGUACCCCACAUGACUACAGACUCAAUGGACCGAGGGCUGGGGGCCAACGCCUUAGAACGGGUGUCCCGUCUCUAGUAUUCACCUUCCUUAGAGUAUGAGUAACACAGCUGCCCUUCACUUACUGCUCCAGGUUCAAGAGGGCAUUUUGUUUGCCAUUUUCCUGCCUUACCCCUCCACCCCCAGGCUUUUAGUAACAAUGGGCCUCAUUCACAAAACUUUUCUUCAAUUAUUCUUAUUUCUGUUCUUAAAAAUAUUCCAAUGAAAAACCAAUAUGGGAUUCAUGACACAUGUACAGACCUUUGCUUUUGUGCACAUCCCAGGCAUUUGAGAUGAUGAAUUCUGACUGUUAAUUUUAUGUGCAGUCCUGUUCAUGUGAUUAGCAUAAGCAAACAGCAAUGAGCAAAUACAGAUACGAAAAAAAUGAUGAAUGCUGAAAUGUUCUUGGAAAUGUUCUUACAAUCUUAUCAAAUGUGACCGUACGCAUGUUUCGUGAAUGAGGCCCAUUGAGUGAACGCUCACAGAUCACGUGCCAUCUCUCCAAGCAGUUUCUCACAUCUGUGACACUUGCACUGGUGUAUUCAAUAAUGAUAUCGGAACGUAUUCCUGUUACAGAGGUUCUCAAGAUGACUAAAACAAAAAACUAAUAACUGAAGUCAACUUGGUGCUUUUGUUCUUUACGCUGUUUCUGAGACUGUAACUGAGCUUCUGCUGGUAUCAGUGUGAAGCAGAGAGGUGCAAACAUUAGAAUCCCAGUGGAAUGGACGGGAUGGUUUUGACUGGCUCUCGUUUGAAAUGAAAUGUCGUUAGAAAUGGACCCUGGGCAUCAGAAAAACAACCAUUGAAUUCACACGUCAUUGUUCAGGAAUAUGCUGUUCGUGUUUCUUCGCCAUGACUAUUUAAUUCCACGGUUCGUUCCGGAGGUUCGCUUAUCAGGUAACUGCAAUAUAGCGGAUGAGACUUCUGAAUCCUGCGCAUAAAUCAGACAUCAAAAGCUUCCUUUUUUUUCUUUUGAAACUAUGUAAGCACAUACAUUCAUAAGUUUAUUUCAUAUUUGCUUUCCAUCUUCUUUUUGUCCAACAAGGGAACAUGUCAUUCAAGAAAUAAUAGAAAUAACAUUCUGUACAUAAUGUUUUCUUUCAGACAGAAGUGUAUGUAAAUUGAUAGAAUGCUGUAGUGCUUUUCUGCAGAGGGUUGUAUUUCUGAUUUGUACCUUACAUUUAAGUGUGGAAAUGAGAUUGUCAAUGCUACAGAACAUUCUGUUCAUGCCUUAUACCAGUAGUACUUUUGAGUGGGAACACUUUAAAAAUAGAUAUACCUUGCAUAUUACACUGUAUAAAACACAAAUGAAGGUUGUUCAUUUGGGAACAUGUAAUAAAUGGUAAAAAAAAAAACUGAGCAAAAAGA